This is a messenger RNA of Peniophora sp. CBMAI 1063, 1434 nucleotides long. The record is from the annotation of a GenBank genome assembly. Lineage: Eukaryota; Fungi; Basidiomycota; Agaricomycetes; Russulales; Peniophoraceae.
AUGGCAUUUCCUACCUUCAACGCAGUGGCAUGCAUACAUGCACGCGCACAAGGGCUACGGACGGAGAUAGAUUUCGAUCGUUACAUCGACGCUGCCACGCACAUAUCCUCUCCCCUUGCGGAUCUUGACGACGUCUCUUCACCUCGACACGGCAUGCUUUUUGCGGCAGAGAGCAUCACUUCGACGUUCUUGAGCGGUACCGGCACAGUGCUCCCGUUCCCGCCUGACGAUGACAACAUUCCGUUAAAUGGAAUGAACUGGGAGAAGGCGUUCGACGGGCAAAACUUUCCGUCGUUACAGCACCUCAAGAUGCCGCUCAUGAGUCAGUCACAAGCCCGCGUUCCAACGUUCUUCGCCCCGUGUCUGAAGACUAUCUAUAUCAUGGGUCUUGUUGCGUUGGAAGGCAGUACGGAGGGGUACUCAUACGAACCUUCAUGGAGUCGCCCAGCGUUUAUUGACGGUGUUCGUCUUCUAUCUGCGCUGAAUACAUUUCAGUCACUACGCGAACUUCGUCUUGAUGACGUCGUCUUCUCGGAGGUGGACCCAAUAUUUUUGGAAAACGUAGCCCAGCUGGCUCACCUCCGCAGGAUCCAUGUCCGUAGCGUGGACUGGAAGUCUAUUCGCGUUCUUGUUCAAUGUUUGGAACUGUCUAGUGUAGAGGACUUGACGAUCAUUACACGCAUCGGCGCUGAGGAUCCUACGCCGUCGUGGGCAUGGUACUCGUCGGUGUUACCUUUCCAAGAAACUCUGGAUGUCGUCGUCGAGUCGUCGCGAGACUUUACCUGGGUCACGUAUGGUCCGCAACGUCAGGUUCCCUACACCCCACACCACUACUGCGGCUUACAGGACGAAUAUGGCCUUUCAUCAAACCCCCCAGAAGGUCCUAACCUUGUGAUUUCCGAUAAGGGUUUAACUAGGCUCUAUAGUCACGUCCCCUGCGAUGGAUCGUCCGUGGCGGACGUCAUGCGAGGUCUACACACGUCGCCGUUCCUGCUGGACCUGGAAGCUGUGCGAGACUUGGUCAGCAAGGUCGUCUUGAUGGGCUUGUGUAGUCGUUCGCGAUCGGGAAUCUGGACCUUGUUAUGCACUGGAGACGAUUGGCGAUUCAUGCAGCUCUUCAAAUCGUUGCAGGAAUUGCACGUUGUUGACGAGCGUGCGGUUUGGUCCAUCGUACAUUUAGCGGCGCCGUUGAACAAGCUUAUCCUGUAUGCCACAUCUUCGUGGAGCGGAUCGUCGGCUAUUGGGCAAUUGUUGCCUUUGCUACGGUCGAUUCCCGAAUCCGCACCUCUCGAACUUGUAUUACGGGGAGUUAAGCGGCCGACGGACACGGCUCACUUAUCCAGGAUAAAAGAUUACCUCAAGCCUCGACCGGUCGUCGAUAACCGUAACUGCACAGCAGCGCAAGAAGCCGACAGCGUUCGAGGUGUUCUCUAG